AUGGAGCCUUCCCAUCCCUCAUCUCCAGGACCGUCCCCGAAUCCUGUGGGUUCACCCAUGAGUGCACCUCAACAACAUCCCAUUUCUUCUACAGGAUCCAUGCCUGGAGGACCAAGUAAUGUGCCCCCGCAUGGAGGUCCCCCUUCCCAGCAACCUGGCUCCCCGAUGGGAACCCCGCAACCACCCAACCCAUCUUCUCCAUAUGGACCCAUGCAUCCACCGGCUCCUUACGGUGGUGGUUCUUCUCCAGGACAGUUCCAACCCCCUUCGUUUCAUGGACCUCCCCCAGCCGUACCCUCCCCGGGUGUUGUUCCACCUCCACAAAUGCAUCCCAACCAUCCUCAACCUCCAUCCAACACUCCCCCCAUGCAGAUGCCCCCGCCUCAGGGGUUCCAACCCUCAAUGGCUCCUUACCCUCCCCAGCAGUACCCUGUUUCCCCCGCCAGCCAACCCCUGCCUCCUCGUCCUCCUCAUCCUUCAUAUGGUGGAGGUUAUCCGCAGACUCCCUUCCCCCAGUAUUCGCCCCAUCCCCAUGCCGCUCACCCAUACUACCACCAGAACCACCCCUAUCCUCCCCAGUACCCACCUCCGCACAUGUCGGCGCGCCCGCAUCACCCUCACCACCCCUACCACAUGCCUCCCCAGCAGCAACCGCAGCAGGAUGCUCAGGGACAUCAGAUGACAAAAACAUAA
This is a messenger RNA of Nilaparvata lugens (brown planthopper), 693 nucleotides long. RefSeq names its product vegetative cell wall protein gp1-like. Bases 1 to 693 code for a protein of 230 amino acids. The transcript is spliced from 2 exons. NCBI's taxonomy places the organism in Eukaryota, Metazoa, Arthropoda, Insecta, Hemiptera, Delphacidae. The record is from RefSeq and is a predicted model, not a curated record.